AUGCCAAGAGAAGACGCCCAGCUCAUACAUGGUUACCCCAGGAAGGGGCACGGCCAUGCCUCCAUCACAGCUGAAGAGGCCGUGGGGAUUGGCAUCCUGACAGUGAUCCUGGGAAUCUUAUUGCUCCUUGGCUGCUGGUAUUGUAGAAGACGAAGCGGAUACAGAAUCUUGAAGGACAAAAGCCUUCAUGCUGGUACCCAGAGUGGCCUGACAGGAAUAUACCCAUGCAAGGAACUUGCUCAUCAGGACAGCAAACUGCCGUUUCAAGAGCACAACUGUGGACUUGUGGUCCCUAAUGCUCCACCUGCCUAUGAGAAACUCUUGGCAGAACAGCCACCCCCACCUUACUCACCCUGAAAGCCAGCAAGGCACCUGAGAGAUGCUGAAAUGAUUCCCUUUACACUUUGGCUUGAAUUCCAUCUGGAUGACUUAUGUUCUGCUCUGGAAUGCUGUGGCGACAGUGUGUACAACCUCUGAUAAUAAAGUUAGCGUCACAUUCUUAGGAGAGUAACUAGCAGUAGUAAUCAAGCAAGGAAAUUAUGAGAAAUAUUAAACUGGGAAAAACUUUGCCAAUAAACCUUGUAAUGCAUGCUACUCUCUGUGCCAGUAGUAAUUGCUAACCAAUCUAUGGUGUUAUUUCCUGAGGGGUAGAAUUCAAGUAUGGUUCCCUGGGUGGUGCAGAUGGUUAAGUGCUUG
This is a messenger RNA of Trichechus manatus latirostris (Florida manatee), 696 nucleotides long. RefSeq names its product melan-A (gene MLANA). The record is from RefSeq and is a predicted model, not a curated record. Gene Ontology annotation, cellular component: melanosome; trans-Golgi network; endoplasmic reticulum membrane. Bases 1 to 357 code for a protein of 118 amino acids. Lineage: Eukaryota; Metazoa; Chordata; Mammalia; Sirenia; Trichechidae. The transcript is spliced from 4 exons.